AUGUCGUCCAUGAAAAGGAAGUUCUAUGAGAGGGUCAGUCAGGCCUGCGACAUGUGUCGCAGGAAGAAGAUGAAGUGCAAUCAAAAGCUCCCGUGCCAGACUUGCAAAGAUCGUGACUUUCACUGUGUAUAUUCGGACAGAAAAUCCCGACGAACCAAUUCAUCCCGACGACUUGGUGACGCCUAUCGGUUGAACGAGCCGCCCCCGGCCGACAUCCGCUCCCAAGAUAGGUCCGAAGGAGCGAGACCGAGUGAAAACGCGCAUGGUGUAGUGCAGAAGAGCAUGAUAAUAGCACCUAGUGACAUACGGGAAGUUCAGCAAGAAGUGGUGGAAGGGAAGAAUGCGCACACCACAGGAACCGAGUUCUACGGCAAUAGCUCGAACUUUGCCCUGUUGAGCCAGCUUUUUGCCACGGCCAGAAAGAUCUCUGGAGAUCACCCAGACAUACCGACGAAUACAGUUCAGACCCCAUUGUCCAUUGUGGAUAUGCUCUACGAUGAUCAGUCCAGCAUACCUGAUUCAGCUCCGCCGGCCCCGGUCACGGCGGCAGGAAGAACAUCUCAACUUCCUAAAGCUUCUGAGGUUAUGCCCAUCGGAAAGGAAUCGCCGCCCACCAUGCGGCCAACAGGUUUGGGCCGAGAUAUCACGGCAGGACUGGGCCAAUCAGGGGUGUGGGAUUGCUUCAUUGGUAGUCCGAUGAGGCUAGAAAUGGAGUACGUCAACCUCUUCUUCGACAAUAUCCAUAACUCACUUCCAUUUCUGGAACGAAAACACUUCAUUGAACGAUGUGAGGAGGAGAUCUGGGUGAGGAGCACAGUUAAGCAGCUGCGGCGAGAUAAGAUGCAUCUCUUUGCUCUUUACAAUGCAGUGCUAGCCGUAGUGGCGCUAACUGCAGGUCCCGAUGUCUUUCUUUCGCUGCGUACUGAGCUUGAAGUUAGUUUGACAGAACGCUCAGCAUCUAGACCCCCGAGAAACGCCCCUUCCUCUAUUUUCCUUUCCAAAAUCUACUUUCGCAGGGCACGUCAGUUGCUAGGAGACAUUUUCGAGGUCUGCUCCAUUGACAGUGCCCAAGCCUUGCUGUUACUGUCUAUAUAUUCUCAACAUGCGCUCAAGCCACAUGCCUGCUAUAUGUACAGUGGCAUGGCUGUGCGAACUGCACUCGCUAUCGGCAUUUCCAGCGAGGAUCGACACUAUUCUGAUCACGACAAUUUGGCCAGAGCCCGAACAUGGUGGGCUAUUUACUACCAGGAUGUCGAAGCAUCCUGUCUAUCUGGAAGGUCCAGUACAUUGGCAGGGCCAAAUGAAUACGGGCCGUCCGACACCAGCCGCAUGUCAGCAGAGUUCGCUCCAUCCACCUCUCAGAACCAUCCAAACGUGCAUGAAAAUGAAGGCGCACUUGUAACGGUCUUAGCUGACCUCUCAGUGAUAUUACAACGCGCAUCCAAGCGUUUAUACCAUUCCUCGGGCGCACUCUCACCCGAAAGCAAGCCACAGUUGGCGACCACAUUGGACCAGGAUUUGCUCUGUUGGAAGCUCCAUUUGCCAACGUAUCUUAACUUAGAUCUCGACACCUUCACAGAGAAUGAGUGGGUGAGCAAACAAAAGUUGAUCCUGCAACUACGCUUCCAUCACGCGCGGAUGUUCAUUCACCGACCCCAUCUGUCCAUAGCAAGCAGUGAUCUUCAAGUUGAUCAUAUACACAUCUGCCUGGAGGCAGCGCAGAAGACAAUCGCUUUAACAUAUGACGCGUAUCAGCAUCGCCAUUACUUCCGAACAUGGUGGUACAACACGUUCUACGUUCUGUAUGCCAGCUUAAUUAUUCUCCAUACCAUUCUUCUCGGAUAUUCACAGCCUUCGCGAGAGACACUUAUUCAAGACGUGCAAAAGGCCGUGAAAAUCCUGGAGUCCAUGAAAACACUGAAAGUAGCCCAACGAUGCGCCGACGUGGUAACUGAAAUCCUUCACGUCUGCAAAUUCUUUGUCGAGAGAGGACAGCGAGAGCAUCAGGCGCAGACUAUCCCAAUGGGUCAGGCCAUAGGAACUCAUCAUCAACGUUUCCCAAUCCAUGAGAGCAGCUCGCGACGCGAGACCCUACCUCAAAUGCCGAAUUAUAAUCAAGAGGAAGUGGUGCAUCUUGACUCACCAUAUGCUAACCUUUUCUCAUCACACGAUGACCUUCUCACAUUUCUGGGAGAUCCGGCACCAUUGGAAUGUUUUGCACUCGGCGUAGGGAGCUCUAGCCCCAUGGACUUUGACUAUUCAACUUCCGUCGAGGGCUGUAGGGGCAAUGCUUAUGUGUGA
Messenger RNA from Aspergillus bombycis, 2301 nucleotides. RefSeq lists its product as uncharacterized. The coding region runs from base 1 to 2301 and encodes 766 amino acids. Gene Ontology annotation, molecular function: zinc ion binding; RNA polymerase II cis-regulatory region sequence-specific DNA binding; DNA-binding transcription factor activity, RNA polymerase II-specific. Gene Ontology annotation, biological process: DNA-templated transcription; positive regulation of transcription from RNA polymerase II promoter by galactose. Gene Ontology annotation, cellular component: nucleus. The transcript has 2 exons. NCBI's taxonomy places the organism in Eukaryota, Fungi, Ascomycota, Eurotiomycetes, Eurotiales, Aspergillaceae. The record is from RefSeq and is a predicted model, not a curated record.